Molecule: messenger RNA, 345 nt
Organism: Aspergillus nomiae NRRL 13137
Lineage: Eukaryota; Fungi; Ascomycota; Eurotiomycetes; Eurotiales; Aspergillaceae
Exons: 3
Coding region: 1-345 (114 amino acids)
Source: RefSeq, a predicted model, not a curated record
AUGAGGCGAAAGAAACUCCGUGAUGACCAAAUAGAACAAGCGGAUUGCAGUGCAUCAAGCCUUGCUAGGCUGUCUAUUACUGCAGACUCAUCUCAUCAUAUACUUGCUCACUCAGGUAAGGUUAGUGGCAAGACCUCGUUAUCGCUCUAUGAUGGAAACCCAGACGAUUCUCCUGCGAUAUGUUGUGCAGGAUCGCCUGGAGGCACUGCUGAGGAGGCGAUACCCGCAGGGAGGGUAUCAAGUCAGUGUAAGCUCAGUAUUUCUAUUAAUCCUUGCCGCCUGCUUGCUGAGCACGGAAAAGGUGCGGAGAAACACCUCAGCGCCAGCGCAGCUUACGGCAACUAA